AUGAAUCUAUGGAAUAAAGCUGCUCUGUUAAAGCAACUUUGGGCGUUAUUGUUUAAGCAGGACAAGCUAUGGGUGCGCUGGGUACAUGCUUACUAUAUCAAGAGAGGAUCCAUUGAGAGUGUUACUGUCAAGAGUAACACUUCUUGGUUAUUGAGGAAAAUUUUAGACACUAGAGAGCUGCUGAGGGAUAUUGGUGGCUGGGAAGUGGUGAGUAGUUUACAGAAAUUCAGUAUAAAAAGAACUUAUAAACUGAUGCAGGAUAACUUUGAGAAAGUGAGCUGGAGAAGACUUACUUGUAACAAUCAAGCUACGCCUAAAAGCAAAUUUAUUUUAUGGUUGGCCCUAUUGAACAGAUUAGCAACUGUAGAUAGAGUGAGCAAAUGGAACAGAGAAUGUAGUACACUUUGCAAGAUGUGUGGAAUCCAAAAUGAAAGUGUGCAACAUCUAUUUUUUGAUUGUGAUUACAGCAAGUCAGUUUGGAGUGCUGCUCUACAAGUGAUUGGGAUGUCUCCUGAGAGCACUGCUGGGGGUGAAUUAAGGAAGGCUGUGCAGAAAGCUAGAAGUAAGAGAAGUAAAAACAGAUUGUAUGUGAUGCUUUGUACUGAGUGUCUGUAUGCUAUUUGGAUCCAGAGGAACUGUAAACACUUUAAGGGUAUUCUUCUAAGUCCAAUUGCUGUAGUUAAGGAAGUCUUGUUUAAAGUAGCUUGCAAUUGUAAUGAAAAUGAUAGGCAUAGGCUACUGUUGACUUAG
Molecule: messenger RNA, 750 nt
Organism: Beta vulgaris subsp. vulgaris (sugar beet)
Lineage: Eukaryota; Viridiplantae; Streptophyta; Magnoliopsida; Caryophyllales; Amaranthaceae
Exons: 1
Coding region: 1-750 (249 amino acids)
Source: RefSeq, a predicted model, not a curated record